This is a messenger RNA of Parnassius apollo (apollo), 513 nucleotides long. NCBI's taxonomy places the organism in Eukaryota, Metazoa, Arthropoda, Insecta, Lepidoptera, Papilionidae. The record is from the annotation of a GenBank genome assembly.
AUGGGUUCCAGUUCAGUUACUACUGAAGAUAAAAAUACUGAUAACACCAAUUCAUAUCUGUUUUUCCUAGCAGUUGUGCAAAGCCUAAAGGAACAUUCUAUUAAAAAUCAGUUAUCAGUAUACGUAACAAAGAAUGAGUAUAAAAAAUUGUCUUUGCAUAACCUCAUUCAUCAAUACAAAAAUGAAGGCAAUAAUAUAAAUAGUGCAGAUGAUUUUAUUGAUUAUUGCUCUACUAAAAUCACCAUAGAAAAAUGUCACAAAGCAGAGGAAGCAACAGUUUGUCAAGCUAGUUCACCGUUAUGGCAUGAGUUAAGGUAUUGUAGAAUAACCGCGUCUAAAGUUCACGAAGCUGCACAUUGCAAGACUCCUGAUGGUGCUUUGAUUGAACAAAUAUUUGGUGCCUCUGUACCCGAGACUCUGUCUAUGAAAAGAGGCAAACGAUUGGAAUCCAAUGUCAGAGCAGAAGUAGCCAAAACAAGGAAAAUAGUUAUUGAAAAUUGUGGUUUUUUUUAA